AUGAGUUAUCCUAACAUUUAAGAGUUUUUGGAAGAUUUUGAGAAGGAAAAUGAAUUAUUAGGAAAAGGAACGUAUGGUGAAGUGUACAAAAUGAAAACGAAAAGGAUCAUCAAUCCUGAAUUAGAGAGGGUAUUGGAAGGAUAAGAAGGGUUUAAUGGGUAGUAAUAUGCAGUUAAAAUGAUGGAUGCUAAGACGGAGAAAUCAUUUUCAACCAUAUAGAAAGAAUUUCUGAUACUUAAGAGUUUACCAAAAUAGCAUCCAAACAUCAUUAGACUUUACAAGAGUUAUGCGUGGGCCAAUUAGAUCACAAAAACUUAUACAUUAGUUUUGGUAAUGGAGUUAGCCGACAAAAGUUUAAUGAAGGAGAUUGAAGAUAGGAUAUAAGCUAAGAAAUAUUUCACUGAUGAUUAAUUGCAUAAUUUCUUCUUGCAAUGCAUUUAAACAUUGAAUGACAUUAAACUGCACUCCAAUAUUUAUCAUAGAGAUAUAAAGCCUGAAAACAUUCUUUUAAAUAAGGAAUAACAACUGCUAAUAUCUGACUUUGGGGUUUCUCGAAAACUCAUGAAGGAGAAGUUACCAACAAUUAAUGGCACUUUGGUUGGAACUCCUGCUUAUUUAUCACCCAUCUUAUGGAAGGCAUUUGAAGAGGGCUAAUUUUAGGUUUCGAAAAUUAAUAAAAUAACUCACAAUGUAGAAAAAUCUGAUGUUUAUUCGUUGGGUGUUACUUUGCUAUAGACAACCCUGUUGUUGAAUACUGAGAUUCAAAAACUAAAUUCUGGAGAACAAGGAGAGCAAACAACAAGAGAAUUAUUGAGGAAUGUCUAAAAUCAAAGAAUUAAGUUCAUCCUAAUGAGAAUGUUGGAUCACGAUGAAAAAUAAAGGGCAUCUUACAAUGAAUUGCUUUAAUUAUUAAAUGAAAACAUCCCUAAGCAAAUUGUUUAGAAUAAGAAACCCAUCUUUUCAUAUGUAGAACCAAAAUUGGGAAUCAAGGAACAAUUUAGCUUAUAAGCCAAAAUAACAUUCGAAAAUAAUUGUAAAUAGGAUUUGCAUUAAAAUCAAUAAAGUCCAUAGCAAAUAGACACUUAGACAGAUUUUGACACUGUUGGUUAGGGUUAAACCAAUCAAUAGAUGGAAAUUGAAGGCAAAACGAAAGAUUAAUGAAAUUUAAUGCAUAUCUAUUUAAAUAAAAAUUUGUAU
Paramecium tetraurelia is the source of this 1197-nucleotide messenger RNA. RefSeq lists its product as uncharacterized. The transcript is spliced from 4 exons. The record is from RefSeq and is a predicted model, not a curated record. Gene Ontology annotation, biological process: protein phosphorylation. Gene Ontology annotation, molecular function: ATP binding; protein kinase activity. Lineage: Eukaryota; Ciliophora; Oligohymenophorea; Peniculida; Parameciidae.